AUGUCUCGCCUAGAACUGCGCUUGGAAGGGGAAUCACAUUGGUGGUUGGAUGGACCAUAUGGCUCUGUCAAAUUCGAUUCUGAGCGAGCUGUUGACUUGUUCGUCCGAGCGAUGUCCGAAGGUCCUGAUGCUCUGAAAGACCAUCUGCUCUCUGGUACUGUUUUUUCAGUCAUUAAGUCCGGAAAUGUCGAUGUAGCAGAGUUGUUUUUCGCUUUAUGGUUCGAAUCAGCAAACGGGUCUACUGUUGCCGGCGCCAGUGCCUGUUUUCUUGCGCAGGAUGAGGAUGAAGAAGAUAUCAUGAGCUGCCUUGCUCAAGCAGGACAUUGGUUGAUUGAAGUUGCUGAAUCUGAAAGUGUCGUAUGCUAUGUCAAAGCAAAUGCACCUCGCGCGGCCAAGCCGGCAGACAAAACCGGCCCGCCUCUUCCGCCUGAGCGUAGGCGAUCAAGCCACGAUACGCUCAAGUCAAUCGUAGAUGAGGGAGAUCCGAAACUAUUUGAAGCGGCCAUCCAAGCAUUGAAACAGCACAGAGCCAAGCCUAAAAAUACUCCGUCUUCCGAUCUGAAACCCCAGGAUUCUCGCGAUGUGGAUGCCACAUACACCCUCACCUGGUGGAAUCAAACAGGUAGUGAUCUUCUCACUCUUUACGACGCUCAAGUGCAUUCAUCCUUCAUCUUGUCUGUAAAGGCUAUGCCAGACAAACAUUUCCGUACUGGUUCAACAUCCCUAACGUGGUUCUUUACCAAUGGGGCCUGGGCACAGGGCGAGAUGGACGGAUACUCUAUCUGGUAUGCACCCAAUGGGUCCUGGUUUGGGGUCAACAUCCAUUGUCCUGUGCAGGUCAUUGGUAUAGGCACUGCACCAUAUUAUGAGGUCGCUUGGUCUGAAUGGGGUAAGGAGACGUUUUUCAAACCGGUUGAUGAGCCUCACAUGUCUUUUGACUUUCCUCGCUCUCUUGGAUAUAAUAUUCAGAUCAAGCCUCAAAGCGGACAUUCCACUAUUCUUGUUGAUGUAAUCAUUAGUAAGAUCCCUUAA
This is a messenger RNA of Fusarium oxysporum Fo47, 1032 nucleotides long. RefSeq lists its product as uncharacterized. The transcript has 3 exons. The record is from RefSeq and is a predicted model, not a curated record. NCBI's taxonomy places the organism in Eukaryota, Fungi, Ascomycota, Sordariomycetes, Hypocreales, Nectriaceae. The coding region runs from base 1 to 1032 and encodes 343 amino acids.